Messenger RNA from Exophiala oligosperma, 2190 nucleotides. RefSeq lists its product as uncharacterized. The transcript is spliced from 3 exons. Bases 259 to 2037 code for a protein of 592 amino acids. NCBI's taxonomy places the organism in Eukaryota, Fungi, Ascomycota, Eurotiomycetes, Chaetothyriales, Herpotrichiellaceae. Gene Ontology annotation, biological process: transmembrane transport. Gene Ontology annotation, molecular function: transmembrane transporter activity. The record is from RefSeq and is a predicted model, not a curated record.
ACUAGUCCCGCUAUACGGGCCAUCAACAAGCAUUUAUGAUAUGCGGCUCCCGAGAAGUACUUUCUACCUCCUAAUUAAAAGAUGGUCCGUCUUGACAAAAGUCCGCGGGCUCCUAACUCCGGCGCGGUGCAAUACGUGGCGGCUCAAAUUCCACGUGUAGUUGCUAUAUCUAUCGGUUGUCGGCAGCGUGACAUGCCACGAUGUUUUUCCCUCGCUUCCAUUGUCUCGUGCAACACUGACUUUCAGAUCUGAGAUACGAUGGCUGACACGCAGGAACCAACUCAGCCCCCCGACUCGGACUCAAUACAGACAACGACAAAUAACCCGCUCAGUCUGAUUGAGAAAGACCAGCAACAACUCGAGGAGAAGUCCAUCGACGUCGACUCGGAUGGCCCAAACCACACACCUCAGCGUGUAUCGAUCGAAAAACCCACAGACUGGUCCCAGUAUACACUCAAAAGAAGACCAUGGCGACCAUGUGUCACGGAUUUCAGUCGAAUCAUCGAGGCCAAAUACCGUGGAAGCGGUACCCCCAGCGACCCUUAUAUCGUCCAGUGGCUUGACGAUGACCCUUGCAAUCCGAAAACCUACUCAAUGAAGCGCAAAACCAUCUUGAGUGCCUUGCUAGCUUUUAUGACUCUGUGUAUCUCGCUGGCCUCCUCCGCCUACACGGGUCCGAGCGAAAGUAUCAUGGAGGAAUUCCACUGUAGCGAAGAAAUAUUCCUGCUGGGUCUCACUUUUUUCGUCUUGGGAUUUGGCACCGGCCCGCUCGUCUUCGGCCCCCUCUCUGAAGCGCUGGGACGUCGCAACAUUCUCAUGCUCUCCAUGAUCUUCUACACCAUUUGGACUGGAAUAUGCAUCGCCGCACAAAAUAUUCAGAGUCUGAUCGUCUUCCGGGCUCUUGCCGGUACGAUUGGUUCAGCUGCAUUCGUCAUACCCGGAGGCCAAAUUGCCGACAUGUUUGACGCCGAACAGCGAGGCGUGGUCAUCGCCAUAUACUCUGCCGCCCCGUUUCUGGGGCCCACCCUUGGUCCAAUGAUCGGAGGCUUCAUCGAUUUGGGAGCAUCAUGGCGUUGGCUCUUUGGUGUGCUGACCCUGUACUCGGGUGCACUCACCUUCUUCGGCCUUCUUAUUGUGCCCGAGACUUAUGCUCCGGUGUUGCUGCGCCAGAGGGCGAAAUUGCUCACCAAGGUCACUGGGAAGACACACAUGACCAAGAUCGACAUUGACAACCCGCUCACCUUCCACAAAAUGGUCAGGAAGUCCUUGGUGUUGCCAUGGGCGCUCUUAUUCAGGGAGCCUAUAGUACUUCUCCUCACCAUCUACACCGCCGUUAUCUACGGAACCUUGUAUCUCUGCUUCGCCGCCUACCCUAUCGUCUUCCAGGAAGGACACGGGUGGAAUGCAGGCGUGGGCGGUCUGGCUUUCAUUGGCAUGCUGGUUGGAAUAUUCGUCGGCGUUGCCAUCAUCAUCUACGACAACAGGCGCUACAUCCGUAUCCACAGAGAGACAGGAGGCUUUGCACCGCCAGAAACUCGUCUUCCGACCGUCAUCUUAGGCGGUGUCAUUGCCAUUGUUGGUCUUGCAUGGUUCGCAGCCACAACAUCUCCUAGUGUCCAUUGGAUCGUCCCAAUCCUCGCUGGAGUACCCUUUGGAGCGGGAUUUCUGCUCAUCUUCAUGUCUUGCAUGAACUAUCUAAUCGACUCAUAUGUAAUCUAUGCUGCUUCUGUGAUGGCAGCCAACUCGGUCCUUCGUUCCGCUUUUGGCGCUGUUUUCCCCCUCUUCACCGUCCAGAUGUAUGAAAAUCUAGGUGUGCACUGGGCUUCCGCAGUGCCGGGUUUCAUCGCUCUGGCAUGCUUUCCAUUCCCCAUAUUCUUCUACAAGUACGGCCGCGUCAUCAGGAGAAAGUGCAAGUAUUCGGCCCAGGCGGCAUGGUAUCUGGACAGUCUAAAGAGCGACCUGGAGAGGCAGAGAUCAAGAGGUGAAGCUAAUGACCCAGAUUCGACGAGUGUCAAGGACAACGACGAUGCUGUUUGAUGACAUCGUUUGAUGGUUUGCAGUUAUCCCGUGGUUCUGGGAGCGUAUUUUUCCCGGACAACAUAGACAUGUCUGGCAGGAUUUACGGCUAGGCCGGAGCAUGUAGAGGGCAUUGUGUCACAUCUCGGCAAGGUGUUGGGGGCGUUUGCAAAU